AACCUCUGGAAGUGUCCUUCUUCGUCUUCACCCUCAAUUUGUGUCUCUGAAAGUGUCCAUCUUCGUCUUCACCCUCAAUUUGUGUCUCUGGAAGUGUCCAUCUUCGUCUUCACCCUUGAGGGCUAUGAUGUCUUGAAAAGGAUUUCUGAUGUAAUUAGCCAGUCUAACAGAACACUGCUUGAAGAUUUGAGCAGUAAAUUCUAUACAGUCAUUCCUCAUGAUUUUGGCUUCAAGAAGAUGCGUGAAUUUGUCAUCGACACCCCUCAGAAGUUAAAACGCAAAAUUGAAAUGGUCGAAGCUCUUGCUGAAAUUGAAGUAGCAACUAAGUUAUUGGAGGAUAACACAAAAAUACAGGAGGAUCCCUUGUAUUAUCAAUAUGAACAACUUCGUUGCAAACUUAUUCCAGUUGAAAUUGGUUCCCAGGAAUUUCAAAUGAUUGAGAACUACAUGAAGAACACUCAUGCAAAAACACAUUCUGGUUAUGCUGCCAAUAUUGUUCAAGUAUUUAGGGCGUCAAGAGAAGGUGAAACUGAAAGAUUCCAGAAGUUCUUUGAUACAAGUAAUAGGAUGCUUUUAUGGCAUGGUUCUCGGCUCACAAACUGGGCUGGCAUUCUUUCACAGGGUUUACAAAUUGCUCCUCCAGAAGCACCUUCGACAGGGUACAUGUUUGGGAAAGGUGUUUAUUUUGCUGAUAUGUUCUCCAAAAGUGCAAAUUAUUGCUUUGCUUCCUCUUCUGCUAGGGAUGGUGUGCUUCUGUUGUGUGAGGUUGCGCUCGGUGACAUGAAUGAGCUGCUGUCAGCCAACUGCAAUGCUGAUAAGUUGCCUUCGGGAAAGCUAAGCACUAAAGGAGUCGGUGCCACGGCCCCAGAUUUUGAAAAAGCUCAAGUACUUGAAGAUGGUGUAAUUGUUCCUUUGGGGAAUCCUAAGGAGCAGCCAAACAGCAAGAUUAGCGCUCUUAAGGAGAACAUUGGAAUUACCCUUCUGUUGAAAAUAUGCCCCAUCUUAUGUUUUUUCAAGCUGCUGGAGUUGAGACACUUUGAUGCUGGUUAACACGCAGAUGCAAUUUCUACAGCCAACUACAGCUGCUUGAAUCCAGAUUGUAGUCCCUUACACGAAGAACAUCAAAAAUUUCACAGCUUCUCUCUUUCUAACAAACUUGGCAAUGUAAUAGUAUAACUUUGUUCCGCACAAUACGAAGCAUAUUAUCUUUAUAUAAAGCAUAUUUAACUUGA
This is a messenger RNA of Lycium barbarum (goji berry), 1232 nucleotides long. Its product is annotated as poly [ADP-ribose] polymerase 2-like. NCBI's taxonomy places the organism in Eukaryota, Viridiplantae, Streptophyta, Magnoliopsida, Solanales, Solanaceae. Gene Ontology annotation, molecular function: NAD+ poly-ADP-ribosyltransferase activity. The transcript is spliced from 13 exons. The annotation marks the transcript as partial. The record is from RefSeq and is a predicted model, not a curated record.